GGUUUCUUGUGAUCCGGGCUCGGCACAGAAUGGGCCGUUCGGGCAAACUGCGCUCUGGCUCUGCCAGCAAGCUCAAGCGUUGGCGCAAGGGACACAGCAGUGACAGCAAUCCGGAGGGACGACGCUAUCGCCUCGCUGCCCGUGGUCGUUUGCUCGCUCCCCGGUCGGAAAACAGUACAUUGACUGUGGAUGCUCUGAAACUGCACAAUGAACUACAGUCAUCAGGACCACUGCCCUCCCUACGGGAUGGAGGGGAGCCAGAGGCCUGUAUGGAAGAGUUUGACAACGCGGAAACUGCUAAGUCCCGUAAAUCUUCAGCCACUUUCCUGAGUGGCUUGAGUGAUUGCACCAACCUCACCUUUAGCAGAGUGCAGCGUUUCUGGGAAUCCAAUUCUGCUGCCCACAAGGAGAUAUGUGCUGUGUUGGCUGCUGUCACAGAGGUGAUCCGAGCACAGGGUGGUGCUGAGAGCGAGACAGAGUAUUAUGGUGCACUGAUGACUACUCUGGAAGCUGUGGAAUCACCAGAAUCCCUCGCUGCCGUUUCUUAUCUGCUGAAUUUGGUGCUGAAGCGGGUACCAAGCCCGGUGCUGAUCAAGAAGUUUUCUGAUACUUCCAGAGUGUUUAUGGGUAUUCUAGGCUCACAAGCAUGUGGAGACUCCACCUCAGCCCUGCGCUGGGUGGUUUCCUGCUUAGCCACUUUGUUGCGAAGACAGAAUCUGGUAGCCUGGAGCUACCCUGUGACAAUGCAAGUUUUCCAUGGCCUUCUCAGCUUUACUGUCCAUGCCAAGCCCAAGGUCCGCAAGGCUGCUCAGCAUGGUGUUUGCUCCAUCCUCAGAGGGAGUGAAUUCCUAUUUGGAGAUGAGGCUCCUUCACAUCACCCGGCCUCAUCUUCUGCUGCCAAGUUCUGUGUGCAAGAGAUCGAGAAAACUGGAGGUGCUAAAGAGGCCACCACCACCUUGCACAUGCUCAGUUUACUGCGUGACUUGCUGCCCUGCCUGCCAGCCCCAUCUGUCAAGUCCUGCUGUGAGACUUUGCUUCGGGUGAUGACCCUCAGCCACGUGCUAGUAACAGCAUGUGCUAUGAAAGCUUUUCACAGCCUCUUUGCUGCCCAGCCGGCCCCCUGCAACCUGCCAGCAGAGCUCAAUGCCCAGAUUAUCGUGGCACUCUAUGAUUACAUACCCAGUGAAAGUGACCUACAGCCUUUGUCAGCCUGGCUCGUUGUCAUGGAGCAGGCGCAUGUCAACUUGGCCAAGCUGCAGUGGGAUCUGUGCUGGGCUCACCUGUCCCGACUCUUCAGUGCAGUUGUGAAUUGUUUCCUUUCUCCUCACACCCAGGUGGUGUCUGCUGCUGCCCAGACCCUAAAGGUCUUGCUCAAUGAGUGUGUGGCCCCUCACGUUGCAGAACUGGGACUGGUUUCCUCAGCAGCCCCCUCGGGACCUGCUGCUCAUGUCUGCAAGAUGUUCAGAGCAGUGGAAGAGGGCCUGACUUACCGCUUCCAUGCGGCAUGGGCCUCUGUGUUGCAGGUGCUAAGGGCUUUCUUUGAAGCCUGUGGCCGGCAGUGUCAUCCCAUCAUGCAUAAGUGUCUGCGGUCCCUCGCUGACCUGCGUAGCUCCCCACACUUUGCCUACAAUGUGUUGCUGGACCAGGCUCUGGGGGCUGCAAUAGCCACUAUGGGCCCUGAGGUGGUGCUGCAGGCAGUGCCCCUAGACAUUGAUGGCACAGAGGAGAUGCUUGAUUUUCCUCGCAGUUGGCUCCUUCCUGUGCUCCGAGACAACAUCCGACAUGCACCUCUUGCCUUCUUCUCCAGUUAUUUCCUGCCACUGGCUGUUACUCUAAAAAACAGAGCCACAGAGCUUGCCCAAGCAGGGCGGGACUUAGAAGCCAAGAUCUAUGACACACUACAGUGGCAGAUCUGGACUCUGCUGCCUGGUUUUUGUAGCCAUCCCACAGAUGUGGUGCCUUCAUUCAAAGGACUGGCACGCACCCUGGGCAUGGCUAUUACUGACCAUUCUGAUCUGCGGCCGAUCGUGUGCCAAGCUCUGCGCAGGCUAAUCAACAAGGGCUGCCAAACAGAGGGUGAGCGCACUGAGGUUGGUCGCUUUUCAAAGAACUUCCUGCCCAUCCUGUUCAAUGCAUAUAGCCAAGAGGGUGCUGCCGGUGAGAGCCCUGUUCAUCGUCGCUCUGUGCUAGACACCAUCAGGGCUUACUUGACAGUCACUGAGCCACAGAUGGUGCAUGGUUUCCUGGACAAAGCAAGUGAGAAACUAACUAGCCCCGAGAGCUCAGAGUUCACUAGGCUUUCCAUGUUGGACCUUGUGGUAGCCAUGGCCCCCUACAUUGAUGAGCUGUCUCUGCAUGUGCUGUAUGGCACCAUCCAGUCCUCCUUGCAGAACAAGGACCACAGGAUACAGAAGAAAGCCUAUCGGGUGCUGGAGGAAAUCUGUGCCUCUGACCGGCCUGCAUGUCAGAAUUUUGUGCAAAGUCAUCUGGAGGAGCUGCAGACUGCCCUCCUGGGCUCCCUGCCUAGUGCCACUUCACCUGCCAAAAGGCCCCGGCUGAAGUGCCUCUUCCAUGUUGUCAAACAGCUCACAGCUCAGCAUGAGGACUUUGUUACUGCCCUGGUGCCAGAGGUAAUUCUCUGCACCAAGGAGGUGUCUGUGGGUGCCCGUAAGAAUGCUUACAAUCUACUUGUAGAGAUCGGUCAUGCCUUCCUGCGUUUUGGCCCCACUCCAAAGGAUGGAAUGCAGCGCUACCUCCUCUUGGUGUAUGCAGGCUUGACCGGCUCUGUCACCAUGAUCAGCUGUACUGUGCUUGCUCUUUCCCGUCUGCUCUUUGAGUUCAAAGAACACGUCGGGCCGGAUGCUUUGGAGCAGCUCAUGCAGCAUGUCUGUUUCAUGGUGGGCUCCCGGACACGGGAUGUUGUCAAGUCAGCCUUGGGCUUCCUCAAAGUGGCACUAUUGCUGCUGGACACUGCAGCAUUGGGUCGGCACAUGGAGACCAUGUUGGAAGCCAUUGGAGGGUUGUCGGAUGACAUGAGGCGCCACUUCCGGGUGAAGCUGCGAAACCUACUUUCCAAACUGAUCCGCAAAUUUGGCAUUGAGCCUUUGCAGGCUUUGCUCCCAGAGUCAUAUCGCAAGGUGCUGCUGAAUCUCCGCAAAGCUGAGGCAAGGAACCGCAAGCGGCAAGCAUUGAAACGGGCAGCAGCCACUUCUACAGAAGAUGAAGGAACAUCAGUGCGACACAAGGGAGGAGAGAGCAUAGAGGAGAUCCUUGCAGACUCAGACUCUGACAUGGAAGAUGACAUCAAGCAGCAUAAACGAGGAGAGACCAGGAAAGUACUGCGGCAACAAAGCCAAGCCUGGCUCAAGGAGGGAGAAAGCGAUGAACCUCUCAAUUUCUUGGACCCUAAUGUGGCACAGAGGGUUCUAGCUACCAAGCCAGGCCCUAGCCAGAUUGGUAAAGUCAGCCAUGACUUCAAGGUGUCUGCUGAUGGUCGCCUCAUUAUAUGUGAAGAGGAGGAGGAGGAGGAAGAAGGAACAAAAGGUGUGGAUGAGGAGAUGGCAGAUCUAAUGCAGGAAGUUGGGAUCCGGAGUAAGAAAGCUCAGAAGCGCCGAUUCCGGGAAGAUGCAGCAGAUGAUGAUGAUCCUAUGGCUGAGGCACAACCCCAGUAUAAAGCUGGAGGCAGUGGAAUUCAUCGGCCUGUUGGCAAGAAUGCAGCCCCUGGCAUAGAAUACAAGGCAAAGAAAGGCAAAGGUGACAUCAAGAAGAAGGGCCAGUUGGAUCCUUUUGCUUACAUCCCACUGAACAGAGCAAAACUUAACAGGAGGAAAAAGGUCAAGCUUCAGGGACAGUACAAGGGCCUGAUGAAGGGGGCCCAGCGUGGGGCCCAGGCAGGCAAGAAACAUCACAAGAAGCAGCGUCGUGUCUGAAGGAGAAAGGUUCCCCUCUGAAAACUCCUCAGUGACACCAUUCCUGUUGAAGCAAUUGACUGUCUGGGUUUGGUUGUGGCCAUCUCACUCACAACACGAGUUGCUUUGUGCAAGUGGAUCGUGAUGAUUAGCCCUGCACAUUGGCAGCGUGGACUACUUUUUUCAGUUGAAAAAAGAAGAGCAGAAGAUGUGUAUAUCAUCCCAUUAUAUAAGGAUCAUUGCAGUAAAACUCUUCUCUGUAGUGGCUUUCCUUGUUCCUUGUUUCAGCAAGUCAGGAACUGUGUGUGGGAGGGCAAGCAGUGUGACCUCUAAUGAAUGUUUGAGCAAUAAAUGCUAAUGACACCA
Messenger RNA from Varanus komodoensis (Komodo dragon), 4274 nucleotides. RefSeq names its product ribosomal RNA processing 12 homolog (gene RRP12). The transcript is spliced from 34 exons. The record is from RefSeq and is a predicted model, not a curated record. Bases 30 to 3929 code for a protein of 1299 amino acids. Lineage: Eukaryota; Metazoa; Chordata; Lepidosauria; Squamata; Varanidae.